ACAGAGAAACCCUGUGUACAUGGAGAGGAGGUUGCUCCAUGCUUCUGGGGAAAGAAUGGUGCUUGGGAGGAAAGUAAUAGGAAACAUCUUCUCCACUGGAAAAUCCGAGAGACAAGAAGACAAGGAGGACUUCAAAUGAUGCUCUGCUCAUCUAGUGAUCUCUUGAUGCUACAACCACACAUGUGAUCAAGAGGGUGGGGAUGUCUCAGAGUAAACCCAGCAAAGAUGGUUCUACCACCACCUCAUCAGAAUGCCCUGUGUGUUACGAGCCGUUUCAGUCUCCAAAGGUCUCACGUCGGAUGCUGAGCUGUGGGCACACCUUUUGCCAUGACUGUUUGGUCAAAUGCCUCCUGGUGUCACGGGACGAAGGUCGGCUCCAGAACACCCUCACGUGCCCCGUCUGUCGUUUUGUGACCUUUCUCUGCAGAAAAAGGGCCCGCUGGCUGCCGAAGUCAGCCCUGAACCCUCCAGCUCUAGAGUUACCACUUUCACCCUCCUCUCUGCCUUGUGGAGUUACCUUAAGUCCAUCAAACACUUUAGUUGUGCCUGGCCAUUUCCUAGCACCAUUCCAUGGUUAUGACACCCACCAGGAUAUGUGUGGCUGCCCUGGCAUAAUGCAGCCUGGUGGCUUGGAGCGGGAACCCCACAUCUUCAUUAUCACCCAGUGUGGCAUGCCGUUGAUUGAAGAAAACUUUGCUGCUGCCAUAGCUCACAACAACAAUGUGGAAGCUCCAGAAUCGGUAUCUUCAAGGUCUCUGGGAAUAAUAAGUUGCUUCCGAUCGCCAAUCAUGCUGGCCAUUUUCCUUGUUUCUGCUGUUGCUUUGUUGGGGGCUGUUCUCCCAUGGCUACUACUUGAGAGAAAGAAUGAAUGAAUAUGGGAUUGAGGGCGGACUUCCUAAUAGUCCUAAUAUGAACACAGUGGAUGGGCCUAAAUAAAAAAUGGUGGAGGGCCUUCAUUUAGCAGCCUAACACAAAUAUGGUGGAUGGACUUUACUAGGGGCCUAAGAUGGUGAGUGGUAUACAAACUGUUUUAGAAGCCUGCCAUGAAUGUGAUGGAUUUAAUUCCUUAUAUGGUCUUAAUAUGUAGGAUCCUCCCGUUCCUCCUGUGGAGCUACAGUAAGCUCCAGGUUGUCCCUUGCUCCCUUUGAAAUAUCAGCGAAACUCAAAAGUUUUACAGAUUGAUGGGAGAUAUCUCAAGGAAACUGUGAACUGCAGGAAAUAAUGUAUUUUCUCUUUGAUCAAGAUUGAUAAUUUCUCAGUAAUGGUUCAGGAGAAGGAGAGGCUCUGAAUGAAAGUGUCAAAUCAUCCUCUUUUAAGGGCAUUAUUUGUUUCUUACAAAGUAGUCUGCCCUUUCUCCAGGGAGCUCAAGGGGACUUGAUUAUCAUUUCCAACUUCCCUGGAGUGUAGUCAGAAUAGGUAGAGGGGUGAUGGCUACCUGAUGAGUUCUACAGAAGACCAGGAAUCUAAACCUACACUUCCUAAACCCAACCCCAACUCACUAGGUACCUCUAGAAGCAAAUGGUGAACUUCUGGGGAGAAGGACAUGCUGACAGUAGUGUUUCUUGACAGCUCAGUGUUAUUCCAUCUCUUAUGUCAGUGCCCAUAAUUAUAAAAAUAAACUGCAGACUUUGAAAGAAGCCUAAGGCAACUGGGUAGUUCUAGCCUUAAGGAAAUCCUCUGUUUCUAUCCUGCCCAGGUAAGUUGUAGCUUUUUGGCUUCACCACUCUGAGGAAUUUAUUGUGCAAGGCAGGCAAACUGGCAUUGUAGCUGGACUGGUGAUAAUCCCUAUUGUGCAAUGCCACAUGUAAUCUGCUGCUGGUUUGAUUUUCCUCUCCUGUGAUUCUCUUGUCUCAAGCUAUUAAUGAGAAACCCCUACCAAUAGCUCCCAAUCCCAGAAUGUUCCCAUAACCUGCCUUUGUACAAUGGGUCCCUUCUGCUUCUGUACUGGUAUGCCUGCAAUCAAAUGAGGACAGGAGGAGGAAUCCUUCUCCUCUCCUGCUCUCUCCACUUUUCUUUGCUAUUCAAACUUUUUCCUUUUAUUUUAUAUUUUGCAUUUGUAUUUGCUUUUUUUGGGUUGUUUUUAGUGCUUGAAUUGUUCAAUUGAGCUACAAAUUAAAAAGGUUAAAGAACAGCAGUAGUGCAGGAAGGUGAGAUCAUGAGGGUGUGUGGAAGGAUAGUCGCAGGGCCAUAAUGGACAAACUGUUGCAAUUGCACUAGUGAAAAGAGGUGAAAUAUCGAGGGUGCUCAAUGCAGUAUAUCCACUAUCAAUGAUAAUACGACUGUAGUAGAAUAGUGGGUUUGUGUGAUAGAAUUGUGAGAAAACUUUCCAUCCUCCCACCAGACUAAAGGCCGGGGACCAAGGAAUGCUCUUUCCGUUCUUAACAGAAAGUGCAGUGGAGGUGAGACAAAGAUCCUUGUCAUUUAUAAUAUACAUUUAUCAUACACUUAUUGACUCGUAUUUGAUAUUGUGUCAGGAAAGCCAUCUAAUAAUGUACUUCAUGUAAUGCUCAAUCUCAGAUGAUUUAGUUUUUAAUUUGGUUUUAUUUGGCUUUUGUAACUUCUGUUUUUUUCUACUUUUGAUAUUGUUGUUAUUGUGUAGAACUAAAUUAAUAAAAUGUUUCAUUGAUGUUGCA
This is a messenger RNA of Anolis carolinensis (green anole), 2633 nucleotides long. It is a transcript of the gene rnf222, whose product is annotated as ring finger protein 222. The coding region runs from base 201 to 872 and encodes 223 amino acids. The record is from RefSeq and is a predicted model, not a curated record. The transcript is spliced from 2 exons. Lineage: Eukaryota; Metazoa; Chordata; Lepidosauria; Squamata; Anolidae.